AACACUCCUUUGACGGUCUCUGCCCCUGCUGCACCUGCCACAAGGAAAUACGACUCCACAGCCGACACCCAAACACCUUCUGGUAUCCCUUUGCUCAAAACCAUCCCCCUCAACUCCUUCUCCGCCUCCACAUACCUUCCCAACCCCAACCACGCUUUCAUCGCAAGCACACUCAAGCUCGGGUGGUGGUCCCCACCACUCCCAACCUCCCUCAAAACCUUCACACAUUUCAGCACGCUCUCAAAUUCAUCGCUCUGCAAGUGCGCGGCUGCUAUGAAUCUCAAGGUCUUCAACCUUAGCUCCUUCAAGUUCAAAGUCUCGUCAGUCUUUUUCACUACCUUCAGGCCCUUCUCACAUAAUUCCAGAGCUUCGUUCAUCAAUUUCAAGGCCUCGUUCACAGAGGAAACCUCGCUUGAUGAUAGUAAAGCCUUUCCGAACGCCAAUGCAAUGGCCAGAUUCAAAUCCGAAACUUCCCAGGCAGCUCUAGACCGAGCGAGGUUGAGAUCUAAGAGAAACUUUCUCUCAUCGUCAUCAGAAAUCGAAGCGGCCUUGGACGCCGGAGAAGGAAUUCCAGCCACAUCAGCGGUGAGAAAUAGCAGAUCAGCGGCGACUUGCCGGAGCUUGCCAUGUUCCUCGGAGAUUUUCGCUGCGGAGGCAUUGGAGAUGUCGACGCAUGUGUUCCAAAGGCGGCGAGAAGUUUGGUGGAGUUGGGGAAAGGAGCGAAUUGGCUCAGUUGAGCUAGGUGCCGUCGAAGAUCUGCGGAGAAUGAGUCCGGCAAGGGAUGAGCGGAGUGCGGUUGCAUGGUCGGAAUCGACGGUGGAGGCGGAGACCCGGCGAUGGUCUGCGGGGGAGGAUAUCUCGGCGAUCCUCAUUAUUCUUAUGUUUCAAAUUGAAAAUGGCGGGGAAGUCCGGGGGUAUGUUCGGUCAAAGAAGAAAAGGGAGAGGAUAAAUUUUAUUGGAGGGAAGGAA
Messenger RNA from Striga asiatica, 969 nucleotides. The record is from the annotation of a GenBank genome assembly. Lineage: Eukaryota; Viridiplantae; Streptophyta; Magnoliopsida; Lamiales; Orobanchaceae.